Pelodiscus sinensis (Chinese soft-shelled turtle) is the source of this 2026-nucleotide messenger RNA. RefSeq names its product transmembrane protein 33 (gene TMEM33). The record is from RefSeq and is a predicted model, not a curated record. Gene Ontology annotation, cellular component: endoplasmic reticulum; membrane. Gene Ontology annotation, biological process: membrane organization; endoplasmic reticulum tubular network organization. NCBI's taxonomy places the organism in Eukaryota, Metazoa, Chordata, Testudines, Trionychidae.
AGGAGCGUGGCCACGCGACGGGGGAGGGGGGGUCACGAGGACAGCAGACGACCCUUGGCUGACGGGGUCGGCCGAACGGAUCGCGCCGCGCGGGGGCUGGGCGAGGCGACUGCGCCGGCUUCAGACAGCAACACGCGGACCCUGCCUACGUUACCCAGCAUUCCCCAGGGCCGGGCCCGGAACUGACUUGUUGCUGCAUCCGGGUGGGGGCCGCCUCUUCUGUCAGGUUGUCGACCCCGUCCCUGCCGGGUGCUUUCGGCGUCGGGUCAGGCUGAGCGUGUGGCGAGCGGGCCGGCCAUGGCGGACACAGCGCAGAACGGGCCCAUGCAAGGCGGCGCCGGCGGCGGAGCGGUGCAAUUUAUGAUGACUAACAAGUUGGACACAGCAAUGUGGCUUUCCCGUUUGUUCACAGUCUACUGUUCAGCUUUAUUUGUUCUGCCCCUUUUAGGGUUGCAUGAAGCAGCUAGCUUUUAUCAACGUGCCUUGCUAGCAAAUGCACUUACCAGUGCUCUUCGACUACACCAAAGGUUACCACAUUUCCAGCUAAGCAGGGCGUUCCUGGCUCAAGCUCUGUUGGAGGAUAGCUGCCAUUAUCUUUUGUAUUCUCUCAUCUUUGUUAAUUCUUAUCCUGUUACGAUGAGUAUUUUCCCAGUUCUGCUGUUCUCGUUGCUUCAUGCUGCCACAUAUACAAAGAAGGUCCUCGAUGCAAGAGGUUCGAAUAGUCUACUCUUCCUGAGAAGUCUUCUAGAAAAAUUAAAUGCUAAUCAACAGAAUAUUCUAAAAUUCAUUGCUUGCAAUGAAAUUUUCCUGAUGCCAGCUACAGUUUUUAUGCUUCUUAGUGGCCAGGGGAGUUUGCUUCAGCCUUUCAUUUAUUAUAGAUUUCUUACCUUGCGCUAUUCCUCCCGUAGAAAUCCAUAUUGCCGGACGCUUUUCACAGAGCUGAGGAUCGUUGUUGAACACCUAAUAAUGAAACCUUCAUGUCCUCUUUUUGUAAGAAGACUGUGCCUCAGUAGCAUUUCCUUUAUAAGCAGACUAGCACCAACAGUUGCAUAAUUAACAUUCAGAAAUGUUUAUGUAUAUAUUGUGAACAUUAUGAGCAGCUGGCAUUUCUGCUAAUGGUUAUAAAUUCCAGUUUUUACACUGAUCUCACUCUAGUUUGUAUAAAAUUGUGUAUAUGCUUCCCUCCAAGAUAUUCAGUGCAUCGUCUCACAUGUAAGUCCUACGUUUUCAAGAAAAUAUUGCUAUGCCCUAUUGCUAAUUGGUGAAAGUAUCCAUUUGUGUCUUAGCCAAAACUAUUUUAAAGAAAAAAUACCCAGGUGUAUAGAAUGUUAAAUGAAAAACCAAAUGGCAAACACAAUUGUACCUGUUUUUCCCAUAAUAUAGUCCUCCUGAAAGCAGAUAUAUAUUUAAGAAUUUUAGUCAAUCCUAGCUGUAGCCAUAGCUACUCUAAAAUGUUACCACAGCUUAAUUUUCAAACUGUGAUUGAUAGCAAUUGGCAUAUAGACACAUGCAGUACGUUUUGGACAGUAUUCUUUUCCACACUUUAAAUAUACCCAGUACACUUAAUUUGUUUAAAUUUAUGUAGUCAACUCAUGUAUGCAAACAUGGCCCAUUUAGAAGGUAAUGAAAUGGAUUAAAAAUCUCAUAAACUGUGAUGGCAGUUUUUUGGGAUAGAGUCUGUUUUUAAUGUAAUUUAAAAGUGAAUAUGCCAGCAGAUCACUAAAUGCCCUCAUACUUUCACAUCCUGUAUUUGGGAGAAUUCUGAAAGACCCGACCAUGUCAAACUCUCUAAACAGUGAGAUUAUCUUUCUAUAUGAUGAAUGUAACUUUGCCACUGUCGGGAAAUCAUUGACAAAUAGGCUUCUAGAUACAAUGAAGUAUUUAAACUUCUACCCAUCUCAAGUGAAUUAAUCAUUGUGUAUUGUAAUAGUGCAAAAUAUUAUCAUUGCAAAUACAAGUGGUCUUGUAUCUAAGUGCGAGACUGCAGCAGUACAGGCAUCUCUUUUUUUUUUUUUUUUUUUUUUUU